AUGGGCAAGGCAACCACCCCGACCGACCGCCAGGCGCGCAGACACAACCCUCUGCAGGAUGACAUCCUUGCUACGGGUCCUUUGAAGAACAAGGCCCCUAAGAAGAAGAAGGGCAAGGGCACCGAAGAUGACGAUCACGGCGAGGGUUUUGUCGAUGCGACACGCAGUCGCACCAUUCUCAGGCUGGGCCGUGAGCUGGCCGAGGAGGACGGUCCCGCCAAGCCAGAAGCCGCUGCGAAACCGACUGUCGACCUUUUCGGAAUCGAAUCGAGAUACGGUGUAGAUGUUGGUGACGAGCAGGCGUACGAGGACGAGGAGGCCUGGGGUGAGGAGGAUGAGAUUGUUGAGGAGAUUGAGAUCGAUCCCGAGGACCUCGAAACCUAUCGCAAGUUCUUGCCCGAAGCUGAGGAUGACCCUGCGGCGAUGUUGAACCAGCACGGUUGGGGCAGUAAGGGUCCCGACGACGAAAUGGCUGGCGGUGGCACCAACCUGACCGAGCUCAUCUUGGAGAAGAUUGCUGCACACGAGGCUGCCGAGGCUCGUAAAGCAGCCGGUGUGCCGGCGGUUGACGAAGACUACCAGCUUCCCCCAAAGGUUAUCGAAGUCUACACAAAGGUCGGCUACAUUCUGUCGCGAUAUAAAAGCGGCCCCCUGCCGAAACCCUUCAAGAUCCUGCCAACUCUACCGCACUGGGAGGACAUUAUCCAAAUCACCGAGCCUCAAAAGUGGACGCCCAAUGCUGUGUACCAGGCGACCAGAAUUUUCUCGUCUUCAAAGCCCCUCGUUUGCCAGAAGUUCAUGGAGAUCGUCGUCCUCGACAAGGUUCGCGAGGACAUCUAUGAGAACAAGAAGCUGAACGUGCACCUCUUCAACGCGCUGAAGAAGUCCCUGUACAAACCCAGAGCGUUCUUUCUUGGCUUCUUGUUCCCUCUGCUUUCUAGCGGCUGCACGAUUCGUGAGGCGCACAUCGUCUCUGCAGUGCUUGCCAGAGUGUCGGUGCCAGUGCUCCAUUCCGCUGCCGCCCUGAAGGGCAUCACUGAAAUUGCGGCCCAGGAAGCUUCGCAAGGCACCGAGGGCGGUGGAGCUGCCAACAUCUUCAUCAAGACUUUGCUAGAGAAGAAAUAUGCUCUUCCCUACCAGGUCAUUGACUCGGUCGUUUUCCAUUUCUUGAGGUUCAGAAGUGUGGAUCCAGCAUCGAUCAAAGAAGGCCAGUCGGUCUCCGGAGACAUGGUCAAGUCGCUGCCUGUUGUCUUCCACCAGAGUUUGUUGGCUUUCGCCCAGAGAUACAGGAACGAUCUCAGCGAGGAUCAGAGAGAGGCUCUUCUUGACUUGCUCUUGACGCAUGGUCACCACUCAAUUGCACCGGAGAUCCGAAGAGAACUGCUGGCUGGCAGAGGGAAGGGUGUAGCGGUUGAGCAGCAGGCCGCUCCAUUUGACGGCGAUGACACGAUGCUUGUUGACUGA
This is a messenger RNA of Colletotrichum navitas, 1464 nucleotides long. RefSeq names its product bystin. Gene Ontology annotation, molecular function: snoRNA binding. The coding region runs from base 1 to 1464 and encodes 487 amino acids. NCBI's taxonomy places the organism in Eukaryota, Fungi, Ascomycota, Sordariomycetes, Glomerellales, Glomerellaceae. Gene Ontology annotation, biological process: rRNA processing. Gene Ontology annotation, cellular component: nucleolus; preribosome, small subunit precursor; cytoplasm. The transcript has 3 exons. The record is from RefSeq and is a predicted model, not a curated record.